UAUCAAGGGUGAACAAUUAUUUGGGCAAAGAAAUACCAAGGAGUGACUGUACCUGGAGUACAAGUCACUCCUUGAGAAUAUACUUGAUCGUGGUUUUAGGAGUGCAGAAAGGAAUGAAGUUCGAAUUGUGAACACAGAACAAAACAAAGUGAUCUCCUCUACACUGGAGAAACCAAAGGCAGAACUUUGAAUACAGAUAUUCUAACAAUCUGCAGCUCCCUAUUGCCUGUCACUUUAGUUCGAAGUUUUACUCUGUUUGGUCUUCUGCGCUGUUAUAGCAUGCCCCAACAAGGUUGAGGAACAACGUCUCAUCUGUCUGGGAGUACUGCAGACUUCUGAACUUGUUACUGAAUUCUACAACUUGGGUGGGGCUGUGGUAAGAUCAGGAGGUGAAAAAUGCAUCGUUUAAGGACUUGUGCUGCUAAAUUGAGGCCAUUGACUGCCUCUCAGACUGUUAAAAAUUUAUCACACAGUGGAGCAGCAGUGUCUAGGACGUUUCAACAAGGGCGCUUUUAUACUGCGCCUGUAGCUGCUGAGCCCUUUCUGAGUGGGACUAGUUCGAACUAUGUUGAGGAAAUGUACUUUGCUUGGCUUGAAAAUCCACAAAGUGUUCAUAAGUCUUGGGAUGUAUUUUUUCGAAAUGCUAACACAGGAGCAGCACCGGGCACUGCUUACCAAAGUCCUCCUCCACUGGGUGCAAGUCUGACUUCCUUAUCUCAAGCCCAGUCCAUGAUAAACGUGGACAAGUUAGUGGAGGAUCACCUGGCGGUACAGUCACUCAUCAGAGCCUAUCAGGUCAGGGGUCAUCACAUCACUAAACUUGAUCCACUUGGCAUUAAUGUAGUAGAUUUUGACGAGUCUCGUACUGCUUUUCCGAUACGAGGGCAUCAUGUUGCACAACUGGACCCUUUAGGAAUUCUGGAUGCGGACCUGGAAUCGUCCGUUCCAGCUAACCUAGCCACUUCCUCAAACGGACUUGACAUCGCAGUCUGCAAGGAGCGUCUGAAAAAGUUGACGGUAGGAGCAUUUUAUGGCCUAGAUGAGUCUGAUCUCGACAAAGUCUUCCAUUUACCCACAACCACCUUCAUCGGAGGCAAUGAAACCGCCCUUCCUCUUCGCGAGAUCAUUCGGCGAAUGGAGAUGUCUUACUGUCAACACAUUGGAGUCGAGUUCAUGUUUAUCAAUGAUCUGGAGCAGUGCCAGUGGAUUAGGCAAAAGUUUGAGACUCCAAGUGCAAUGCAGUUCACCAAUGAAGAGAAACGGACCCUUUUGGCCAGGCUGGUCCGCUCCACUAGGUUUGAGGAGUUUCUGCAGAGGAAGUGGUCAUCUGAGAAACGUUUUGGUUUGGAAGGCUGCGAAGUAUUGAUUCCAGCACUGAAAACUAUCAUUGACAAAUCCAGUGAAAAUGGUAUUGAGAACAUCAUUAUGGGCAUGCCACACAGGGGCCGUCUGAAUGUGUUAGCUAAUGUAAUCAGGAAAGAACUGGAGCAGAUCUUCUGUCAGUUUGACUCUAAGUUGGAGGCUGCUGAUGAAGGUACUGGUGAUGUGAAGUACCAUUUAGGUAUGUACCACCGGAGGAUCAACCGUGUAUCAAACAGGAACAUAACCCUCUCACUUGUGGCUAACCCAUCCCACCUGGAAGCUGUAGAUCCUGUGGUUCAAGGAAAGACCAAAGCAGAACAGUUUUACCUCAGUGACACAGAAGGAAAGAAGGUGAUGUCAAUUCUCCUGCACGGUGAUGCAGCAUUUGCAGGCCAGGGAAUUGUCUAUGAAACCUUUCACUUGAGUGACCUCCCAUCGUACACCACCCACGGAACAAUUCACGUAGUGGUAAACAACCAGAUUGGAUUCACAACUGAUCCACGUGUAGCCCGCUCUUCUCCAUACCCAACUGAUGUGGCCCGUGUGGUGAACGCUCCAAUUUUCCACGUCAAUGGUGAUGACCCAGAGGCGGUGAUGUAUGUGUGUAAUGUGGCUGCGGAGUGGAGAAAUACUUUCCAUAAGGAUGUUGUGGUUGAUUUGGUCUGUUUUCGACGCAAUGGACACAAUGAGAUGGACGAGCCGAUGUUCACACAGCCACUGAUGUACAAGCAGAUCAAGAAGCAGAAGCCUGUGCUGAAGAAGUAUGCAGAAAAGCUGACAUCCGAGGGUGUUGUGAGUCAACAGGAGUUUGAGGAGGAAAUGGCCAAAUAUGAUAAGAUUUGUGAGGAAGCAUAUACUCGAUCCAAAGAUGAGAAAAUCAUGCACAUUAAGCACUGGCUAGACUCCCCGUGGCCUGGUUUUUUCACUCUCGAUGGCCAGCCUAAAAGCAUGACCUGUCCUUCCACUGGUCUUAGUGAGGACAUGUUGAAUCACAUUGGAAAAGUGGCCAGCUCUGUGCCAGUGGAAGACUUCACGAUUCAUGGAGGUUUAACUCGCAUCCUGAAGGGCCGUGGAGAGAUGGUGAAGAAUCGCAUGGUGGACUGGGCCUUAGCAGAGUACAUGGCCUUUGGAUCCUUGCUUAACGAAGGUAUUCAUAUCCGCUUGAGUGGACAGGAUGUGGAGAGAGGAACUUUCAGCCAUCGACAUCAUGUGCUGCAUGACCAAAAUGUGGACAAAAAGACUUGUAUUCCCAUGAACCACCUUUGGCCCAACCAAGCUCCGUACACUGUGUGUAAUAGCUCACUCUCGGAAUACGGGGUGCUGGGGUUUGAGCUGGGUUUUGCAAUGGCCAGUCCUAAUGCCCUGGUUCUGUGGGAGGCCCAGUUCGGUGACUUCCACAACACUGCUCAAUGCAUUAUUGAUCAAUUCAUCAGUCCAGGUCAGGCCAAGUGGGUGCGACAGAAUGGAAUUGUUCUGCUGCUUCCACACGGCAUGGAAGGAAUGGGACCUGAACAUUCCUCUGCAAGACCAGAACGAUUCCUGCAGAUGUGCAAUGAUGACCCUGAUGUUGUUCCAAAACUUACCGAAGAUCUUGUGGUGCGGCAGCUGUACGACACUAACUGGAUAGUUGUGAACUGUUCCACGCCGGCAAAUUACUUCCAUGUGCUAAGGAGGCAAAUACUGCUGCCCUUCAGGAAACCGCUGAUCAUCUUCACUCCCAAAUCAUUGCUUCGCCAUCCGGAUGCCAAAUCCAGUUUUGAUCUUAUGCUGCCAGGCACAGAGUUCCUUCGUGGUAUUGUGGAGGAUGGAGCUGCAGCUCAGAAGCCAGAGGACGUUAAGAGGCUGCUGCUUUGUACUGGUAAAGUAUAUUAUGAACUGGCAAAAGAGCGCAAGAUCAGAGGCUUGGAAUCUGAGGUUGCAAUCACCCGGGUGGAGCAGCUGUCUCCCUUCCCAUUUGACAUAAUUGAACAAGAAUCAAAGAAGUACUGCAAUGCCGAGAUUGUGUGGUGUCAGGAGGAACACAAGAACCAGGGUUACUACGAGUAUGUGAAGCCACGGAUCCGUGCAACCACUCACCGCGAGCGUCCUGUCUGGUACGCUGGACGUGAGCCAGCCUCUGCUCCCGCCACUGGUAACAAGAACACUCACUUACAGGAGCUCAAGCGAUUCCUGGAUACCAGCUUUAAUUUGGACGCUUUCAAGAACCUGGGCAAUUAAGGCCAUUCCGUGGAUUCACUCAACAUCUGAAACUUCAUCUUCCGUCCUUACUCUUAGGGACUAGGCUGUGCAUGCUACUGAGAUCUUCUAACUGUACAAUUGGCAAGAGGCUUGUUUCUGCAGCAUUAAUUUCAGAUAGGGAGAAAAGAAAAUACCUCGAAUCAAGACAGAGAUUAUGAAGCAGAAAACAGCUGAGAUAAACAGGCCACUGAUGUGCUUUUGCUUCACCCGCUCCACUUUUUAAAUGUAUGAUUUAGUUUAUCUGAGCAGUUGAAGUAAUGAGGUGUGGUUUGUAAAUUUUGUGAAUAAGGAAUUUUUCUAUUUCUAAACUGGCCGUGGGCUAACUCCUGGCUGAUGGCCAGAUCACGUUCUGAUUUUAGCGACUCUCUCCAUUGCUACACAAGUUGUACCCAAGACUUUAACAGGUUAUCAUUUGGAGAAGGCAGUGCACUUUCAGCCUGUGCCAAAAUCAAGAUAUGUCAUUUAUCUAUCUAUAGGGGCUGGGGCCGGAGGGGAAGUUUUAUCUCAAUUACCACUUCUUGAAACUGCGUAGUACAAAAACUGAUUUAUUUAUUUUGGUACAAAUAAAGUUUUCAACUCAAUAUCGCUUCAUCAAUAAAUGACGUUCUCCUCACGUAA
Messenger RNA from Pristis pectinata (smalltooth sawfish), 4218 nucleotides. Its product is annotated as 2-oxoglutarate dehydrogenase complex component E1. Gene Ontology annotation, cellular component: mitochondrion; oxoglutarate dehydrogenase complex. Gene Ontology annotation, molecular function: thiamine pyrophosphate binding; oxoglutarate dehydrogenase (succinyl-transferring) activity. Lineage: Eukaryota; Metazoa; Chordata; Chondrichthyes; Rhinopristiformes; Pristidae. The record is from RefSeq and is a predicted model, not a curated record. Gene Ontology annotation, biological process: tricarboxylic acid cycle. Bases 397 to 3579 code for a protein of 1060 amino acids. The transcript is spliced from 25 exons.